Actinia tenebrosa (Australian red waratah sea anemone) is the source of this 3563-nucleotide messenger RNA. Its product is annotated as dynamin-1. Gene Ontology annotation, molecular function: microtubule binding; GTP binding; GTPase activity. NCBI's taxonomy places the organism in Eukaryota, Metazoa, Cnidaria, Anthozoa, Actiniaria, Actiniidae. Gene Ontology annotation, biological process: synaptic vesicle budding from presynaptic endocytic zone membrane; receptor internalization. The record is from RefSeq and is a predicted model, not a curated record. Gene Ontology annotation, cellular component: plasma membrane; cytoplasm; microtubule.
CCUCAAUCCAGUCAUUUCCGUUUGUAUUGAGUGGAGGGGCAACUCAAAUCGAAGAACACCGAAUUUCUUUUUUUCUUUUUUUACCUCCUAAAUUGGCCCUUAAAUCAGCCCGUAGCCGUAUAGGCUAGACACAUUUAGCCAGAAUGGGGAACCGUGGAAUGGAAGAUUUGAUCCCGAUCGUCAACAAAAUCCAAGAUGCAUUUGCACAAAUCGGUUACUCAUCGGCGAUUGAUCUUCCACAAAUUGCUGUAGUAGGCAGCCAAAGUGCUGGAAAAAGUAGCGUUUUAGAAAACUUUGUUGGAAAAGAUUUUUUGCCCAGAGGAUCGGGUAUUGUUACACGAAGGCCUUUGAUUCUACAACUUUAUCCUUCAAACUCAGAGUAUGCAGAAUUCCUUCAUUGCAAGAAUAAGAAGUUCACUAACUUUGAAGAUGUCAGGAAGGAGAUUGUUGCUGAGACCGACAGAGUUACUGGAAGCAAUAAGGGAAUCUCUUCUGUACCCAUUAACUUGAGGGUAUAUUCACCUCAUGUUUUAAGCCUGACUCUGGUAGAUCUUCCUGGCAUGACCAAGGUACCAGUUGGUGACCAGCCAGCAGACAUUGAAUUCCAGAUUAGAGCCAUGUUAUUUGAGUUCAUUUCCAAAGAAAACUGUCUUAUUCUGGCUGUAUCACCUGCCAAUUCAGAUUUGGCCAACUCUGAUGCCCUGAAAAUUGCAAAGGAAGUUGAUCCACAAGGAACUCGUACUAUUGGUGUCAUUACUAAAUUGGAUUUGAUGGAUAGUGGUACUGAUGCAAAAGACAUCUUGGAAAACAGAAUACUUCCACUUAGGAGAGGUUACAUAGGUAUUGUGAACAGGAGUCAAGCAGAUAUUGAUGGAAGGAAGGACAUCAAGGCAGCUUUAGCAUCUGAAAGAAAGUUCUUCCUUAGCCAUCCUUCCUACAGGCACAUGGCUGAUAGGAUGGGCACCUCUUACCUACAGAAAGUCUUGAACCAGCAAUUGACCAACCAUAUAAAAGAUACCUUGCCGGCUUUACGAAGCAGACUUCAAGACAACAUGAUGGCUUUGGAGAAAGAAGUGAAAGGAUACAAGCACUACAACCCUAAUGAUCCAUCUGUUAGGACUAGAGCAAUGAUGCAGAUGAUUCAGCAGUUUGGUCAAGACUUUGAGAAGGCAAUUGAAGGCUCAGGAGAUACUAUCGAUACUGUAGAACUGUCAGGAGGUGCCAAGAUCAGUAGAAUAUUUCAUGAGAGAUUCCCUUAUGAACUUGUCAAGAUGGAAUUUGACGAAAAACAAUUACGACGAGAAAUUAUGUUUGCCAUCAAAAACAUUCAUGGAAUCAGGGUUGGUUUAUUCACUCCUGACAUGGCAUUCGAAGCGAUAGUAAAGCGACAGAUAGAAAAGCUACGAUCACCAGCCAUCAAAUGUGUUGAUAUGGUUAUGACUGAAUUGUCUAAUGUCCUGAAAAAAUGUGCCGAUAAGUUGGGGAAGUACCCCUUGCUGAGAGACAGAGUAGAACGAAUAGUUCUUGACCACAUUAGGAAGGGUGAAGUACGAUCCAAGACACAGAUCGAGACGUUCAUGGAGCUGGAAUUAGCAUACAUCAAUACCAACCACCCUGACUUUAUUGGCUACGCUGAGGCCCAGGUAACAUCAACAGUCAACGAAAGAAAAAAGCGAGCCAUCUCUAAUCAAGUUAUUCGCAAAGGCUGGCUUGCUGCUUCACAAGCUGGCUUUAUGAAAGGCGUUGGUAUGGGCUCCAAGGAAUACUGGUUCGUCUUGUCAGCUGAGGCACUCACCUGGUAUCGAGACGAAGAGGAAAAAGAGCAGAAGUAUCAGAUACGUCUUGACGGUGUUCGUCUUCGUGACCUUGAACCUGGUUUUAUGUCCAAAAAAGUGUCAUUUGCACUAUUUAACCCUGAAACCAAAAACUUGUUUAAAGAUCAUAAACAACUGGAGCUUUCAGCAGAGAAUCAAGAGACCAUAGACAGCUGGAAGGCGUCCUUCCUACGUGCAGGAGUGUAUCCUGAGAGAAACUCAUCUGAGGACAAGAGUUUGCAAGGUGAAAUUGGUACCCUGGACCCGCAGAUGGAACGUCAAGUGGAAACUAUUCGAAACUUGGUGGAUUCUUACAUCAAGAUUGUCAUGAAAACCAUCCGAGACUUAGUACCAAAGACAAUCAUGUAUAUGAUCUGUAAUAAUAUUAAAGACUUCAUCAGCCAAGAGUUACUGGCUCACAUUUAUUCAGCAGGAAACCAGAAUGACUUGAUGGAAGAAAGCGAAGAAGCAAUGCAACAUCGUGAGGAAAUGAUAAGAAUGUACCAAAGUACCAAAGAAGCCUUGGAGAUAGUAUCCGAUAUAGAUAGCCAUACCGCGGCCACACCCCUACCCCCUCCCAUCGCAUCAGAUGACAUGGAUAACAGACCUCCUAAUCCUAGUCCUAAGGUCAGUCGACGACCUCCUUCUGGUGGGUAUCCUUCCCGCCCUACUGGGCCGUCACGUCCAGCUCCUGCAAGACCGGACAACAUCCCUUCUGUGCCAAGGAGACCGCCUGCUCCUCCCAAGCCGAAUGGUGCACCCCCCAUCCCCGGUCGCCCGCCCAUCCCAUCUCGACCAUCUUAAAGAGUUUCAACCAGCAGCGUUUGCUUGAAAGAUGCUUAGAUAAUGGGUAAACAUUUUGUAAGAUCUGAAUCAUUUUCUGUAAAAUUAUAUUCUCCGAAGGCUUCUUCGUCAAUACCUUUUGUAAGGUGGCGUUAUUUCAGUACCACUAAGUGAAUGCUACACGAACUUUCUUUCUUCUAAUUUUCGGGAUAUAUAGUUUUUUUAUUGGUGCUAAUUAUUCGUGCAAAGGAUUCUGGUAGUUGAAGUCUAUGACGCUAUGAUACAAUGGCCUCACGAGAAUAUUUCUUAUAGAACUGUUGGGUAUGAGUUCAGUGGAAUCGUAGGGUAGAGUGCAUACCAUAUAUUCAUGAAAAGGUUAAACAAAAUUGUACAAAUUAGUGCAAAAUUUUGAAGGUCUACGAUCUACUGAGGUCUACUGAACUUACUAACUUGUGCACAUUUAUCAACAAUUUCUUAUAAGGUUUUUCACGGAUAGUAUGGUAUGCAUUUUACUGGGUACGUAAUAGACCAUUUCACAGAUGCCUGCCUCGUCAGCGUGUAAUUUAUUCUUUAGAAAUUGCCUACAACCUGUGAAAUUUUUAAGUGUUUCAAUUGUUCGUUGAUGUGUAAAUUCCUUUCAUUGCUGCAGACUUUAGUCAAAUUCUAAAGAAUAAUUACACGCUGACGAGGCUGAGGUUGAGUAACGGAAUCCGUGAAAUGGGCUAUUGACCUCCUCGGCUCGGACGUAAUGUUGUCCCAUUUCAGACCACGUGUCAUUCCCUAGAGUAUCCUUUCUUUGUUUAACGGUUGCACAUGAAUAUGGAUACAACUCAAACAAAGAAUCUCAUUUUCAAGGGAAUGACACGUGUUCUGAAAUAGGACAACAUUACGUCCAAGCCAACGAGGUCCAUUCCGUCCACUCAUAACACUAGGAUACGGUAUGACUACAGAUUUAUAAUAUUUCUU